CUUUGGGGAAGCCGCGGCGGCCGCGGUCACCGCCGACUCAGUUCCCUUCAUGCGGCUGUGAGUUUCGAGGCUGACCAUGCGGACCCGGCUCCCUCCAGCGCUUGCCGCCCUGGGCGCGGCCCUGUUCUUGUCUUCCAUCGAGGCAGAAGUUGAUCCACCGUCAGACUUGAAUUUUAAAAUUAUAGAUGAAAAUACCGUUCAUAUGUCAUGGGCGAGACCAUCUGAUCCAAUUGUGGGUUACAGAAUAACAGUGGACCCUACCACUGAUGGGCCUACUAAAGAAUUUACUCUUGCAGCGAGUACCACGGAGACUUUAUUAUCAGACCUUAUACCUGAAAUAGAGUAUGUGGUGACAAUCACCUCAUAUGAUGAAGUAGAAGAAAGUGUACCAGUUAUAGGCCAAUUAACAAUUGAAACAGGUGGUCCCUCGAAGCCUGGGAAGAAACCUGGAAAAGCAGAGAUACAAAAAUGCUCUGUCAGUGCCUGGACUGAUUUAGUGUUCCUAGUUGAUGGCUCAUGGAGUGUCGGAAGAAAUAAUUUCAAGUACAUUUUAGAUUUUAUUGCUGCUCUUGUGUCUGCAUUUGACAUUGGUGAAGAGAAGACAAGGGUUGGAGUUGUUCAGUACAGCUCUGAUACCAGGACUGAAUUUAACUUAAAUCAGUACUACCAAAGGGAUGAACUUCUUGCUGCAAUUAAACAAAUCCCAUAUAAAGGUGGAAACACAAUGACAGGGGAUGCCAUUGAUUACUUAGUUAAAAAUACUUUCACUGAAUCUGCUGGAGCAAGAGUUGGCUUUCCUAAAGUGGCAAUUAUUAUUACGGAUGGCAAAUCCCAGGAUGAAGUGGAAAUUCCAGCCAGAGAGCUUCGCAAUAUUGGGGUUGAAGUUUUCUCUUUGGGCAUUAAAGCUGCAGAUGCAAGGGAACUCAAACAAAUUGCCUCCACACCUUCACUAAACCAUGUUUUCAACGUGGCUAACUUUGAUGCCAUUGUGGACAUUCAGAAUGAGAUCAUCUCCCAGGUGUGCUCAGGGGUCGAUGAACAGCUUGGUGAACUGAUCAGUGGAGAAGAAGUUAUUGAACCUCCUUCAAAUUUGGUUGCGAUGGAAGUUUCAUCAAAAUACAUUAAGCUAAGCUGGAAUCCAUCUCCCAGUCCGGUGACUGGCUAUAAAGUGCUCCUCACACCCAUGACCACCGGAAGCCGACAGCAUGUUCUCAGUGUGGGGCCCCAGACAACCAUGCUUAGCGUGCGUGACCUGUCAGCAGACACAGAGUAUCAGAUAAGUGUUUCUUCCAUGAAGGGACUGACAACCAGUGAACCGGUUUCAAUAAUGGAGAAGACUCAGCCAAUGAAAGUUCAAGUGGAAUGCUCACGUGGUGUGGACAUUAAGGCUGACAUUGUGUUUUUAGUUGAUGGUUCCUAUAGCAUUGGAAUUGCAAACUUUGUUAAAGUUCGAGCCUUUUUGGAAGUUCUUGCGAAGAGUUUUGAGAUUUCACCGAAUAGGGUACAGAUAAGUCUUGUCCAGUAUAGCCGGGAUCCGUAUACUGAGUUUACUUUGAAAAAAUUUAAUAAAGUUGAAGACAUAAUUGAAGCAAUCAACACCUUCCCCUACAGAGGAGGAUCUACAAACACUGGCAAAGCAAUGACAUAUGUCAGAGAGAAAAUAUUUGUGCCUAGCAAGGGUUCAAGAAGCAACGUACCAAAGGUCAUGAUUCUUAUCACUGAUGGAAAAUCUUCAGAUGCUUUCAGAGAUCCUGCUAUAAAACUUAGGAACUCGGAUGUUGAAAUCUUUGCAGUUGGUGUGAAAGAUGCCGUGCGUUCAGAGUUGGAAGCUAUUGCCUCUCCUCCUGCCGACACACAUGUGUUCACAGUGGAAGAUUUUGAUGCUUUUCAGAGGAUAUCUUUUGAACUUACACAGUCUAUCUGCCUUAGAAUUGAGCAAGAAUUGGCAGCUAUCAAGAGAAAAGCUUACGUGCCUCCAAAGGAUCUUAGAUUUUCUGAGGUGACUUCUUACAGUUUCAAAACAAAUUGGUCUCCUGCUGGAGAAAAUGUUUAUUCAUACCACAUCACCUACAAAGAAGCUGCUGGGAAUGAUGCAGUUACCGUGGUGGAGCCAGCAUCCAGCACCAGCGUUAUCCUCAACAACCUGAAGCCAGAGACCCUGUACUUGGUCAAUGUGACUGCAGAGUAUGAGGAUGGCUUCAGCGUUCCCUUGUCAGGAGAGGAGACCACUGGAGAAGUAAAGGGAGCACCUCGAAACUUAAAGGUGACAGACGAGACCACGGAUAGCUUUAAAAUCACUUGGACUCAAGCUCCAGGGCGAGUUUUAAGGUAUCGAAUUAGAUAUAGACCAAUUCCAGGUGGAGAAAGCAGAGAGGUUACUACACCAGCCAAUCAGAGGAGAAGAACAUUGGACAACUUGACUCCAGACACAAAAUAUGAAGUUUCUGUAAUUCCUGAAUAUUUCUCUGGACCUGGCACACCAUUAACUGGAAAUGCAGCCACUGAAGAAGUUAGAGGGAAUCCUAGAGACUUACAAGUUUCUGACCCUACAACAUCAACUAUGAAAUUAUCUUGGAGCGGAGCACCAGGAAAAGUCAAACAGUACCUUGUCACGUACACUCCAGAGUCAGGAGGUGAAACUCAGGAGGUCACUGUGAGGGGAGAUACAACCAGUGCAGUGCUGACAGGACUACAGGAAGGAACCAAAUACGCCUUAUCUGUAACAGCCUUAUAUGCAUCUGGGGCUGGAGAGGCCCUUGAAGAAGAAGGAAAAACACUUGAAGAACGUGGUUCACCUAAGGAUUUAAUUACUAAAGAUAUCACUGACACAUCAAUUGGAGCUUAUUGGACAUCUGCUCCAGGAAUGGUACGAGGUUACAGAGUGUCAUGGAAAUCACUUUAUGAUGAUAUCGAGACUGGAGAGAAAAAUCUUCCUGGAGAUGCGAUUCAUACUGUGAUAGAAAAUCUGCAGCCAGAGACCAAAUACAGAAUUUCUGUAUUUGCCACUUACAGCAGUGGAGAAGGAGAACCUUUGAGUGGAGAAGCCACAACUGAAUUGUCCCAGGAUUCUAAAACCUUGAAAGUGGAUGAAGAAACAGAGAAUACAAUGAGAAUUACCUGGAAACCUGCUCCGGGGAAAGUGGUCAACUACCGUGUCGUGUAUCGCCCCCGUGGGGGUGGGAGACAGAUGGUCGCUAAAGUGCCACCCACCGUCACCUCAACAGUGUUGAAGCGUCUUCAACCCCAGACCACGUAUAACAUCACUGUUCUCCCAAUGUAUAAGACCGGAGAAGGAAAACUUCGGCAAGGAUUUGGAACAACAGCGUCUCGAUUUAAGUCACCCAGAAACCUCAAAACUUCUGACUCAACCAUGUCAAGCUUCCGAGUGACUUGGGAGCCUGCCCCUGGGGAAGUGAAGGGUUAUAAAGUCACCUUCCACCCCACGGGGGAUGACAGGAGACUGGGGGAGCUCGUGGUUGGACCAUAUGACAACACGGUGGUUUUGGAGGAACUUAGGGCAGGUACCACCUAUAAAGUAAAUGUUUUUGGAAUGUUUGAUGGAGGAGAGAGCUCACCACUUGUUGGACAAGAAAUGACAACUCUUUCUGACACAACUGUAAUACCAAUUUUAUCCUCUGGGAUGGAAUGUCUCACCAGAGCUGAAGCAGACAUUGUGCUGCUGGUGGAUGGAUCUUGGAGCAUUGGCCGGGCAAACUUCAGAACCGUGAGGAGUUUCAUUUCUCGUAUUGUGGAAGUCUUUGAGAUUGGCCCCAAAAGAGUUCAAAUUGCCCUGGCACAAUAUAGUGGGGACCCCAGAACUGAGUGGCAGUUAAAUGCUCACCGAGACAAGAAGAGCUUGUUGCAAGCGGUGGCAAAUUUACCAUACAAAGGAGGCAACACUCUCACAGGCAUGGCUUUGAAUUUUAUUCGCCAGCAGAACUUUAGGACUCAAGUUGGCAUGAGGCCUCGAGCUAGAAAAAUUGGUGUUCUCAUCACUGAUGGAAAAUCACAGGAUGAUGUUGAAGCACCCUCGAAGAAACUCAAGGAUGAAGGCGUGGAGCUCUUUGCUGUUGGUAUUAAGAAUGCGGAUGAAGUUGAGUUAAAGAUGAUAGCAACAGAUCCUGAUGACACCCAUGCAUACAACGUGGCUGAUUUUGAGUCCCUCUCCAGGAUUGUGGACGACCUCACUAUUAACUUGUGUAACAGUGUCAAAGGUCCAGGUGACUUGGAAGCACCUUCUAACCUAGUUAUUUCUGAGCGAACCCAUCGUUCUUUUAGAGUGAGCUGGAGACCUCCUUCAGACAGUGUGGAUAGAUAUAAGGUGGAAUUCUACCCAGUUUCUGGAGGGAAACGUCAAGAAUUUUAUGUGAGUCGAUUGGAAACAAGCACAGUCCUAAAAGAUCUGAAACCAGAAACUGAGUAUGUUGUUAAUGUGUAUUCUGUAGUAGAAGAUGAAUAUAGUGAGCCCCUGAAAGGCACAGAAAAAACCUUGCCAGUCCCAGUAGUCAGUGUGAAUAUUUAUGAUGUUGGCCCAACCACCAUGCGUGUGCAGUGGCAGCCCGUUGGAGGAGCGACUGGCUACACCGUGUCUUAUGAGCCCGUCAACAGCAGAGAACCAACAAAACCCAAAGAGAUGCGUGUGGGUCCAACAGCCAAUGGGGUGCAGCUGACCGACCUCCUUCCCAAUACAGAGUACAAAGUCACAGUGCAGGCCGUUCUGCAUGACCUCACCAGUGAUCCUGUGACUGCUCGGGAAGUUACCUUGCCUUUACCCAGACCUCGAGAUCUGAAACUCAGAGACGUGACUCAUAGCACCAUGAAUGUCUUUUGGGAAACUGCGCCUGGAAAAGUGCGUAAAUAUAUUGUAAGAUACAAAGCACCAGAAGAGGAUUUUAAAGAGGUAGAGGUGGACAGGUCAAGGACCAGCACUCCUCUCAAAGAACUCUUCUCACAAACCCAGUACACAGUCAGUGUAUCUGCCGUGUAUGACGAGGGGGAAUCUUCCCCAGUGACUGCUCAAGACACUACGCGCCCUGUACCAGCUCCAACAAACCUAAGGAUUUCAGAAGUAACACCAGAGAGUUUCAGAGGAACUUGGGACCAUGGUGCUUCAGAUGUGUCUCUCUACAGAGUAACUUGGGCACCUUUUGGUAGCUCAGAUAAGAUGGAGACCAUUUUGAAUGGAGAUGAAAAUACUUUGGUGUUUGAAAACCUGGCCCCGAACACUCUGUAUGAAGUUUCUGUGACGGCCAUCUAUCCUGAUGAGUCAGAGAGUGAUGACUUGUCUGGCAGUGAGCGCACAUUGCGCCUGAUACCCUUGACAACACAGGCUCCAAAAAGUGGCCCAAGAAACCUUCAGGUAUAUAAUGCAACAUCCAGCAGCUUGACUGUUAAGUGGGAACCUGCUAGUGGUCGUGUGCAGAAAUACAGAAUCACGUAUCAGCCAUCAACAGGGGAAGGCAACGAGCAAACGGCCACGAUUGGAGGACGUCAGAGCAGUGUGGUACUACAGAAACUGAAGCCUGAUACUCCUUAUACCAUCACAGUGUCUUCCCUUUACCAUGACGGUGAGGGAGGUAGGAUGACCGGAAGAGGCAAGACCAAACCUCUGAGUACCGUGAAGAACCUAAGAGUGUAUGAUCCUUCUACCAGCUCUUUAAGUGUCCGCUGGGACCACGCGGAGGGAAAUCCUCGUCAGUACAAGCUCUUCUAUGCACCUGCAGGUGGUCCAGAAGAAAUGGUGCCAAUCCCUGGGAAUACCAAUUAUGCCAUUCUCAGGAAUCUGCAGCCAGAUACUCCAUAUACUGUUACAGUAGUUCCUGUUUAUAAUGAAGGUGAUGGAGGAAGAACAUCAGAUAAUGGAAGGACAUUGGUAAGAGGACUGGCGAGAAACAUCCAAGUGUACAAUCCUACACCCAAUAGCCUAGAUGUUCGCUGGGACGCUGCACCUGGCCCUGUACAACAGUAUCGUAUUGUGUAUUCCCCUCUGACUGGCUCAAGACCCUCAGAAUCUAUUGUGGUGCCAGGAGGUUCCCGCUCAGUGAAUCUGGAGCGGCUGAUUCCGGACACACCCUAUGAUGUGAAAAUCAUCGCUAUCUACUCGGAUGGAGAGGGGAAUCCCAGUCCUGGCCAAGGCCGAACACUCCCACGAAGUGGACCAAGAAACCUUCGAGUCUUUGGGGAGACAACCAAUAGCCUCUCUGUCACUUGGGAUCAUGCUGAUGGGCCUGUUCAGCAGUACCGGAUCAUUUAUUCACCCACCGUUGGUGAUCCAAUUGAUGAAUAUACCACAGUUCCAGGCAGAAGAAAUAAUGUAAUACUGCAACCCCUUCAGUCUGAUACUCCAUAUAAAAUUACUGUUAUUGCUGUUUAUGAAGAUGGAGAUGGUGGACAUCUAACAGGAAAUGGACGGACUGUGGGACUACUUCCUCCUCAGAACAUACACAUUUCAGAUGAAUGGUAUACGAGAUUUCGAGUAUCCUGGGACCCUUCACCCUCUCCAGUUCUUGGAUAUAAAAUUGUAUAUAAGCCAGUGGGUUCCAAUGAACCCAUGGAAGUAUUUGUUGGAGAAGUAAGAUCAUAUACAUUACACAAUCUGAACCCUAGUACUACCUAUGAUGUGAAUGUUUAUGCUCAGUAUGAUUCUGGACUCAGUGUUCCCCUGAUGGAUCAAGGCACUACAUUAUACUUAAAUGUGACAGAUCUGAAAACUUACCAGGUGGGAUGGGAUACUUUCUGUGUCCGAUGGUCACCUCACCGGGCAGCCACCUCCUACAGACUAAAACUGAACCCUGCAGAUGGAACCAGAGGACAAGAGAUCACAGUGCGUGGAUCAGAAACCAGUCACUGCUUCACUGGUCUUUCACCAGACUCUGAUUAUGGCAUCACUGUAUUUGUACAGACACCUAAUCUUGAGGGACCUGGUGUGCCUGUCAGAGAACAUACUACUUUAAAACCAACAGAAGCCCCUACAGAGCCACCUACACCUCCUCCUCCUCCUACAAUUCCACCAGCUCGGGACGUGUGCAAAGGGGCCAAGGCAGAUAUUGUAUUCUUAACUGAUGCCUCCUGGAGUAUCGGGGAUGAUAAUUUUAACAAGGUUGUGAAAUUCAUCUUCAAUACUGUGGGAGCCUUUGAUGAAAUCAAUCCUGCUGGAAUUCAGGUUUCAUUUGUGCAGUACAGUGAUGAAGUCAAGUCCGAGUUCAAGCUGAACACAUAUAAUGACAAAGCCCAAGCCCUUGGUGCACUACAGAAUAUUAGGUACAGAGGAGGAAACACAAGAACAGGUAAAGCACUCACAUUUAUCAAAGAGAAGGUCUUGACCUGGGAGAGUGGCAUGAGGAAGAAUGUCCCUAAGGUACUAGUGGUUGUCACUGAUGGUCGGUCACAAGAUGAGGUCAAGAAGGCAGCCUUUGUCAUCCAACAGUCAGGCUUCAGUGUUUUUGUAGUUGGUGUGGCAGAUGUUGAUUAUAACGAGCUUGCUAACAUUGCCAGCAAACCAAGUGAACGGCAUGUGUUCAUUGUGGAUGACUUUGAAUCUUUUGAGAAGAUUGAAGACAACCUCAUUACAUUUGUCUGUGAAACUGCCACUUCAAGUUGUCCUCUCAUUUAUUUGGAUGGCUAUACCUCACCAGGUUUUAAGAUGCUUGAAGCAUACAACCUAACAGAAAAGAACUUUGCUUCUGUACAAGGAGUUUCUUUGGAAUCAGGGUCUUUCCCCAGCUACUCAGCAUACAGACUUCAGAAAAAUGCCUUUGUGAAUCAGCCUACAGCAGAGCUACAUCCGAAUGGACUCCCUCCUUCCUACACAAUUAUAUUAUUGUUUAGACUUCUCCCAGAAACUCCCACUGAUCCUUUCGCAAUUUGGCAAAUUACAGACAGAGACUACAAACCACAAGUUGGAGUGAUCGCAGAUCCUUCUAGCAAAACGUUAUCAUUCUUUAACAAGGAUACAAGAGGUGAAGUGCAGACAAUUACAUUUGAUACAGAUGAAGUGAAGACAUUAUUUUAUGGAAGUUUUCAUAAGGUUCACAUUGUCGUGACCUCAAAAAGUGUCAAAAUUUACAUUGACUGCUAUGAAAUCAUAGAAAAAGACAUCAAGGAAGCUGGAAAUAUCACAACUGAUGGUUAUGAAAUUCUUGGAAAACUACUCAAAGGUGAAAGAAGAUCAGCCACAUUCCAAAUACAGAAUUUUGAUAUUGUUUGCAGUCCAGUGUGGACCAGUAGAGACAGAUGCUGUGAUAUUCCCUCUAGGAGAGAUGAAGCAAAAUGCCCUGCCCUACCAAAUGCUUGUACAUGCUCACAGGAUAGCAUUGGACCUCCAGGACCACCUGGGCCUGCGGGAGGACCAGGUGCUAAAGGUCCCAGAGGUGAAAGAGGCAUCAGUGGCGCAGUUGGGCCCCCUGGUCCUCGUGGAGAUACGGGUCCUCCAGGCCCUCAGGGUCCUCCAGGCCCCCAGGGACCCAAUGGACUUUCUAUUCCUGGAGAACAAGGUCGCCAAGGGAUGAAAGGUGACGCUGGAGAGCCAGGACUUCCGGGCCGAAUAGGAACCCCAGGAUUACCGGGUCCACCAGGACCAACUGGACCUCCGGGAGAUAGAGGUUUUACUGGAAAAGAUGGUGCAAUGGGACCAAGGGGUCCACCUGGGCCACCGGGAACCCCAGGCUCUCCAGGAGUCACAGGACCAAGUGGGAAACCAGGAAAACCUGGAGACCAUGGCAGACCGGGUCCAUCUGGAUUGAAGGGAGAAAAGGGAGAUAGAGGAGACAUCGCAUCCCAGAACAUGAUGCGAGCAGUUGCAAGACAAGUUUGUGAACAGCUGAUAAAUGGUCAGAUGAAUAGAUUCAAUCAGAUGCUGAAUCAGAUUCCAAAUGAUUAUCACUCUAGUCGCAACCAGCCAGGACCACCAGGUCCUCCAGGACCUCCUGGCAGUUCCGGAGCCAGGGGAGAACCAGGACCUGGAGGUCGACCAGGCUUCCCUGGUACCCCAGGGAUGCAGGGACCCCCAGGUGAAAGAGGUUUGCCAGGAGAGAAAGGUGAAAGGGGCGUUGGAUCAUCAGGUCCCCGAGGGCCGCCUGGCCCCCCAGGUCCUCAAGGAGAAUCCAGAACAGGCCCACCAGGCUCCACAGGCUCAAGAGGACCUCCUGGCCCUCCAGGUCGUCCUGGAAACUCAGGUAUCCGUGGUCCUCCGGGUCCACCAGGAUACUGUGACUCAUCCCAGUGUGCCAGCAUCCCAUACAAUGGGCAAGGCUAUCCAGAGCCUUACGUGCCCGAGGGCGGGGCCUACCUGCCUGAGCGCGAGCCCUUCAUCGUGCCCGUGGAACCCGAGCAGCCAGCCGAGGAGGAGUACGAGGACUAUGGUGCGGACCAGCCUGCGGACCAGCAUCCUCUCCAUGCGCGUUGGAGGCGCGCCCUGCCCGGCGGCCCCCGGCAAUGAACCUGAGACCUGGCGCAUUGCAGCCAGGCUGGGGGGAGGUGUGGGGGAUUCUCAUUUACAGGUCAGAUAGAGCAGUGUACGUGUCUUAUCUGCGAUUUGUAUUUUUUCCGGCGCUGCCUCAUCCAAGAGCACCCUCUCUGACCGGAGAGAGCCUUGUUUCUUCCAGGAAGCCUAGCUCACAGCACAGUCUAUAGACAUGUCUUUGCCCUUGAAACGCUUGCAAAAACACUUAUUCCCAAAAGCUGCAAGGAGAGAGGGUGCUGGAUGCCUUGUGUGUCAGCACCGUGGGCAGCUUCGGUGAAACUCGUAGGUGAGGCAGUAAGUUCUGGAACCCAGAACACGACUGUUUCUUUCCAGAGGGCAUAUGAUCUUUUCCAAUACCUAUUUGCAAUUCAAUCACACCACGAUUCAAAAGAAUUCCCCUCCUGAAACCGAAAAGUAAGAGAAAACACAACUCCGUUGUCAUUAUUUAUCUUCUUCUUCUACCUUCUGUUAUCCAUUAGGGCAUAGAAUGCUCUUAUCUCCUUUAACAACCACAAACCUUAAGCCAUGUAGCUGAAAUUAUGGUAUCAACUGGAUACAGUUCCAUAUUGCCUUAAACCUCCUUGUUUUAGACACACUAACAUUUAUGCCAAAUUGCAGAUUAUUCUGCAGAGAUGGAAUUGCAUGUUUGUGUUGUAUAUUUAGUAUGAACUUUUUUUUUUUCAGAACAUAAUGUUUCUUAGUUAUCGAAAGCAGUUGGAAAAUGUUUGCAAGACUAUGAACAUAGAAUUGCUGCUUUUAUAUUUUAACUGCAGAUUGUGAAUUUCACUGCCUUAUAUUAUUUAUUUCUGAAACAAAAGAGGCAUUUUUCAAUAAAACUACUGAAAAUUUA
Messenger RNA from Sorex fumeus (smoky shrew), 10310 nucleotides. RefSeq names its product collagen type XII alpha 1 chain (gene COL12A1). Bases 77 to 9436 code for a protein of 3119 amino acids. The transcript is spliced from 66 exons. Gene Ontology annotation, molecular function: protein binding. The record is from RefSeq and is a predicted model, not a curated record. NCBI's taxonomy places the organism in Eukaryota, Metazoa, Chordata, Mammalia, Eulipotyphla, Soricidae.